UUGAGUCUUUUUUCAGAAAUCGAAAGUAUAUGUUUGGCUAAGUUAAGUAAAUGUUUAAUAAUUACAUAUAAUUGAUAUGGACGCAGAUUUCACUAAAUCUUUUAAUGAAUUACAAAAAGAGCUUGAUGAGACAAGGUCUGGUUUGGAUGUUCUUAAUGACAACAUUCGGAGAAUUGUGGGUCGGCCCAGAGAUUUGGGAAUUUACAGAAAUGUUGAUCAAGGCGUGUUAGACGAAGGUGGUAUGAAAUAUGGAAAUGGGUUGAAACAAAAAAGAGUUCAUGAUGAAAGGUCUGUAUUUAACCGUUUAACGAUUCCUAAUGAGGAAACGAAAUCACGCUUAAGCUCACGAGUUAUACGCGAACUACCAACACGCCAGGAAGUACUAGAAGCACAGGGAUCUGAUAAGGAGUCGAGGGCAAGAAAUCGCAGAAUGUUUGGUUCAUUAUUAGGAACUUUGCAUAAGUUUUGUCAGGAAGAAUCGCGUUUAAAACAAAAAGAAGACAAAAAAGCACAAAUUGAAAAAAAGUUAGAAGAACAACAACUCCUCGAGCAAGAGACAAUAAAAAAAGAGCGUGAUUCGCUCUUAAUGGACCGGAAGAAUAAGCAAACAAAAAUUAAAACUUUAGAAUUAAAGUUAAAUCGAGUAAAAGAUUUUGCAACGUUUGAGAAAUCUGUAUCUAACCUCCGGCACUGUAUUAGAACAAAGACAAAGCCCUUUAUUUAUUAUAAGCCUUAUAAGCUUAGCAAGAAAACUGAAAAGCUUGUGAGUAUUACUCGGGAUCUUUUGGCCACGGAAAUGAAAGAACGAAAACUGGUUAUUAACAAUGAAUUAAAAGGAAUGGAGCUCGAGGAUGAAAAUGGUGCCCCUUCUACGAAAGAAGACAUAAAAUCUGUUUGUGUUUGUAAAAAUACACACGAUCAUAAGUCGCCCAGACCAGUGGAGUGUGAAAUCAGACCAUGUGCAGUUCAAGGAGAAACAGAAUUCAAAGAAAAUAAAUCAAGGACCUUGAACGAGCCCGCACUAAGUAGCAGUAUAAUAGUUGUAAAAAAAAAACUAGUAGGUUGACAUAUUUGAUAGAAUAAAAAGUGAAUAUUUAAAUUUCA
This is a messenger RNA of Anastrepha obliqua, 1104 nucleotides long. RefSeq names its product pinin (gene Pnn). Gene Ontology annotation, cellular component: catalytic step 2 spliceosome. The record is from RefSeq and is a predicted model, not a curated record. The transcript is spliced from 3 exons. The coding region runs from base 77 to 1066 and encodes 329 amino acids. NCBI's taxonomy places the organism in Eukaryota, Metazoa, Arthropoda, Insecta, Diptera, Tephritidae.